This is a messenger RNA of Acipenser ruthenus (sterlet), 9441 nucleotides long. Its product is annotated as dual specificity mitogen-activated protein kinase kinase 7-like. Gene Ontology annotation, molecular function: ATP binding; protein kinase activity. The transcript is spliced from 12 exons. The coding region runs from base 101 to 1429 and encodes 442 amino acids. Gene Ontology annotation, biological process: protein phosphorylation. Lineage: Eukaryota; Metazoa; Chordata; Actinopteri; Acipenseriformes; Acipenseridae. The record is from RefSeq and is a predicted model, not a curated record.
GGUGCUCUCUUCCAGCGUGUUCCCGGAAGUGGCUGCGCUGGUCCCGAGCAGUGUAAACUGUGUACUCUCUGGCACAGCGCCCCGGGUUGUUUUCUGUGGUAUGAGCUCUGACAUGUCGUCGCUAGAGCAGAGACUCUCCCGGAUCGAGGAGAAGUUGAAGCAGGAGAACAUGGAGGCCCGCCGGAGGAUCGACCUCAACAUCGAAAUGAGCCCCCAGCGGUCGCGGCCGAGACCGAUUAUCGUCAUCCAGCUAAGCCCUGCUCCAGCCCCAUCCCAGCGCGCAGCCCUGCAGCUCCCGCUGGCGAACGAUGGAGGCAGUCGGUCCUCUUCCUCGGAGAACUCUCCUCAGCACAACUCGCACCCCAGCCGGCCCAGGCACAUGCUGACCUUGCCCACCCCUCCUUACUGCCUCCCGAAGAGCCUUGAGAAUGCCGAGAUUGACCAGAAGCUACAGGAGAUAAUGAAGCAGACCGGCUAUCUGAAAAUAGAUGGGCAGCGGUACCCUGCGGAGGUGAGCGAUCUCCUGAACGAGGGGGAGAUCGGCAGUGGGACGUGCGGGCAGGUCUUCAAGGUCCGCUUCAAGAAGACAGACCACGUCAUUGCGGUGAAGCAAAUGCGUCGGACCGGAAACAAGGAUGAGAACAAGCGGAUCCUGAUGGAUUUGGACGUGGUGCUGAAGAGCCACGACUGCCCUUACAUCAUACAGUGUUACGGAGCCAUCGUCACGAAUACGGACGUGUUCAUAGCCAUGGAGCUCAUGGGCACGUGUGCGGAGAAGCUGAAGAAACGAAUCCAGGGCCCCAUUCCAGAGAGGAUUCUGGGCAAGAUGACCGUGGCGAUUGUAAAGGCAUUGCUGUAUCUGAAGGAGAAGCACGGAGUGAUCCACAGGGAUGUGAAGCCCUCGAACAUCCUGAUCGACGCUAAGGGCCAGAUCAAGCUGUGUGACUUCGGCAUCAGCGGGCGGCUCGUUGACUCCAAGGCUAAGACGAGGAGCGCUGGCUGUGCUGCUUACAUGGCUCCUGAAAGGAUAGACCCUCCAGACCCCACCAAACCUGAUUAUGACAUCCGAGCGGACGUGUGGAGUCUGGGCAUCUCUCUGGUGGAGUUGGCCACAGGGCAGUUCCCCUACAAGAACUGCAAGACGGAUUUCGAGGUGCUGACCAAAGUGCUGCAGGAGGACCCCCCUCUCCUUCCCACCGGAAUGGGCUUCUCCCUGGACUUCCAGUCCUUCGUCAAAGACUGCCUUACAAAGGAUCACAGAAGGAGACCAAAAUACCACAAACUACUUGAGCACAACUUCAUCAGGCGCUACGAGGUGCUGGAGGUGGAGGUGGCAGCCUGGUUUCAGGACAUCAUGGAGAAGACGGAGUCUCCUCGCACCAGCCAGUGUUACACCCAACACCAGAUGCUGUCGUUGUUCAGCAGGUAGCCAGGGGGCGCCAGAGAGACAGCUGCCAGCUGCCAGCGCCCCGCCACUCAAAACACAGACUGACUUAACACGACUAUCAGCGACAAGACGAAACAAAACCGCUUCUUAGUAAUUCAGUAUUUUUUUUAUUUUUAUUUUUUUAUAUUUUGGGGUUAUGAUAAGCUACAGAAGAUUUUUUUUUUUUUUUUUGAGUUUAGGAUGAAUAGGGGGAGAAUCGACCUCUUUUUUUUUUUUUUUUUUUUUUUUUUUUUUUAAACAUGGUUUUAUCCAGUAGGUUUUUCAAACUGCAAGAUUUCUGGUGACUACAAAAAAUGAAGCUUUCUUUUCUGAUCGAGACAUUUACUGCAGAGGGAGACUGCGUUUUUAACUUCCUGAAUACUACUCGGCGUAGUAAAGCAAGGUUUUUAUUCUAUUUCUUUUCUUAAACGUCGCUAGUUAAAGUAAUCCCAAAGGUUUCACAGGGGGGAAAAAAGCAAAAGCCACAGCAGUGUGCCAGACUCCUCCUUGUUCCCUAACACUACACAUGCACAUCUCCCUGGACUGUAUGCAGUACACUGUAAUCGUUUGCCCUCCCUCUAUAACCACUGCAUUGUGAUGUCCCCCUGCUUCCUUUCAACACAAUACAAGAUGACCCCUUCCCCGUUUAAUACAGUAAAACCUGUCUAAUCCGGCAUUGAUUGGGACUGAAAAAUUGUGCAGGAUUGUACAGUGUGCUGGAAUACGGAGGUACUGUAAAAUCUAACACUGUACCCAAAAUAGGUUAUCAAUGGCAAACUAUUUGAACACUUUGAAAAGCUAUGACGGUACUUCUCCAGUAGUUCAAGGAUUGUAUUUAAAUGUUACUUCCGUUAUGUAAACAGGGACUUUACUGUAGACUUACCCAUACCAGCAGGACAUGUUCACUGACGCAAAAUACUUAACACAGGACUCUCUGCCAGGCUGCACAGUCAGAUUCACAUUGAUUUUAAGACUUGUAAAUCAUGCUGGAUUCCAGAAGAGACAGGUCCUGGAUUGUAGAGAGGAUCAACCCAGAAUUAUACAGAGAGAGGCUGGAUUGGGCAGGUUUUACUGUACUUGCCCUAAAUAGCUACAGUUUCCAGUGCAUACCCAGCUCCUGCCCCUCUGUAGCAGGGUGACAGCCCCAUUUUAUCUGAAGUCUGAUGCACACAGCUCGUUUCGCUCCCACCGUGCAUGCAGUUCCCAGGGGGCAGAAUUGCAUCAGCUUGGUUUGGGGAUUUCUGAGCUGAUGCAGCUUUAGCAUUGCUUCUAUUUGCUGGCCUCCCUGUGGUUUAACCUUGAGAUGUUUUUAUUGGGAGCGGGUGGGAGUGAGGGAGGGAGGGGAGUGGUGAUGGUUGCUUCAGGCAGCCUGAGAGACUGUGCAGACAUUCACAUGCUGGUAAAAUAAAAUAACACGUGGAGCAGGAAAAAAAAGAUCUGAGCUUCUCUCUGUUUUAACCCGUAACUUUUAAACCAGUCCGAAUAAAACCCGCAGAAACGUCUUCGUUCACCCCUGAGACGAGCAUUACAUUAGAUCGUAAUUUUGUAUAUGGAGAGAAGGGACUGGGAUUUGUAAUGUCAUUAUUUAUUUAUUUUUUUUUUGCUGUUUCUGCUAUCUGUGUUUUAUAAUCUCACUCGCACAGUGUAGGAGCAAUUAGUUUGAACAUUUUAGGGUUGUGCACACAUUUCGUUUCUGAUCUAGAGGAGGCACUAGGCAUUUUCAAAUCUGUUAGUAAUGUCCCAGUACUGCUGUGAAAAACUGCUUGACCGGCAGCGGCAUUAUUAACAGCUCUUGGCAAAAUGAUUCUGACCUUUUUUCAUUCACAGCCAACAAUAAGCUCUCUGCUUGUCCUGGGAACGCUAGUGGCUGAUAAUUGGACAGCUUUAUGAUGGCAGUCAGAUUUUGUUCUGGUCGGUGAAGAGGGUCGAAUUGGCUUCGACAGGCAGGCAUGCCGUUCCAGACUGCAGAGUCCUUUGUCUGUUUAGCAAAGAUAUUAGUUUUCGCACUGAGACACAAUGCAAUUUCUUGGAAAGAUACUUACAAUGUACCCAACUGAAUCCAAAGUUCAGGACGUUACAGACAGCAUGUCCUUAACCUUGCGUGCGUGGGUUUUUUAUUUUUAUUUUAUAGGGUGUAUUUUUAUUUUGUAUCCCUCUAACUACUAUAAUGUACUGAUUUCACUGGGGAUUUUUUUUGUUUUUGUUUGUUUAAACAUGAUCAUGCAGGUACUUUUUAUCAUUAUUGUAAUAAUCUUUCAUUUUAAGCAAACUAUUUAAAGAGCAAAUCAUUUGUAUCAUUAAUUAGGGUUAUUGUACCCAUCUAACUACAGUCAGCACUCGCAUGUCCGACCCUAUAUAAUUUUGACUUCAGUGAUGGUUAAACGAGUGUGAGGCAUAUCUGAUUUAUUUCAUCUGAUUUGACGUGUAUGUAGGCAAGCACGUUGUAACCUGCCCCCUACCACUCAAACACCCCCUGCCCUGCACACACACACACAUUUCGUACAAAGAAAAAAUAUGACUUGCGUUUGAGGAACUGUACAGGGAGACGUUGAUUCUUUCAUUGAAAUUUGUUAGCGCACAGUUGGGGAAUAACAGCAGUAAAAGACAAAAACGUGUCAGUUUUUUCAGGGAACACAAAAAAGAUACAAUGUCAAAAAUGCAUAGCUGAAAGGACUGUUUUAAAAUGGGCUUCCAUUUAGAUGUACUGUAGUUGGUAUUGUUGGUACAGUACUGUAUUUUAAUUCAGUACUGUAAUACAGUACACACUUUUAAAUCCAUAUUGUAGCAGUAUGUAAAAUUCCCCAUUAACGACCCAACAGCAAAAUGAAAUCAAAAUGUUAGCCAUGCACAGAACUGCUUAAACGCAAUGCAAUUUAUCAAAAGAUUAAAAAAUAACAAGUCUCCAGAAUUAAAACCGUAUCCAAAGUCAGUAUUCAAAAUUGCAGAAUAUAGUGCUCAAUAAGGCCCAAAUGUUACAGUUCACUUGCAAAUGAAAAUGCAUAACCACAACUAAAGAUCACAGAUUUAAAAAGAAAAAUGCAUCACAGUAUCUUAAACUGUUUAAUGAUUAACCGUGCCUUCGUUCGCUUUGUUUUCGGAGGAAGCGCUGUGUAACUGCAGUGCACAAUAAAGACAGACUGAUUUGCCAUCCCAGACUGACGUGUAUCUGAGUGUCGUAUAUCCGAGUGCUGACUGUACUAUAAUAUACUGAUAUCGCUGGGAAAAACAAAAAAAACCAUAAUCCUGCAAGUACCUUUUAAAAAUAUUUAAUCUUUUUUAUUGAUUAAAGAGGAAAUCGUUUUUAUCAAGUUUUGAAUGCAACCGAAGGAGUUGAACAUGUGUCUGUCAACGCAAGGAAGCUAGGCUUCAUGAAAUAAACUGGAAGCGUUGCACAGUUGAGUAUUGUUUGGAGAGAGGGAGCGUGGGUAUUACACCUGUUUUUAAAUCUGGAAUUUGAUUGCAAUCGGCAAGUAAAGAUAGACAUGUCGGGGAAAUCUUUACAACGCUGACGUACAGAAUUGUAUAACAUUGGCUUUAACAGGGGUGGAAAUUAAAAUAAAUAAAUCCAAGGACAAACCAGUUUCUAUUACAGACAGCAAUCUGAAGAUUAGUCAUUGCAUUUAUCUGGCCCAUUUAGCAGUUCUAAAUGGAUGUUUUAAGGGCUGUAUUGAAGGCGCAGUGUAAUGCAGUUAAUUGAUGGAGGAUGUAGACUUCGCUGGACAUGGUUAAAAGAAUAUUUGGCGGCUGAAUGUUGGUAGUUUGAAGAAGGCAGCAGCUUGACAGAACGCAGAGAGGGAAGCUAAUUGCAUCAGCAGCUCCUCAAUCAUGUUUUAAUUAUGCUGUUUUUAAUACUGAAACCGUACUGCUGGUAAGCAUGGGCUUGGGGCUGGAGCGCUAGGAGGUUUGUCAUUGCAGCGGUUCAGGCUGAUUUGCAAUUAAGGAGUCUUUUAAGGUUUUCAAUUGCCUUUGCUCUUCCCCAGCUGAGUUCCAAGCAUGACGCUUUCCCGAGCUUUCUCAGACAACAAUUUUAUUUCUACAUCUUUUUCCCCUGAUGUUAGAAAUAGAAACUCAAGUGAAAGGGAUCUUGUUGACUGCACACGUUGUAGAAAAAACAUGGGCAAGAGCUGAAUAUCAAAUAUCCAGGCUGGUUUAUAGGUGGGAGAGCUCCCAUCAGGGGAUCUGGGAGUACUUUUAAGGUACACAAGGAAUGGAGCACUUGUUGUUCAAACGGUUUCUUCUUAAAAUACAUUUUGAGAGCGACUCAAGCAUCACGAGGUGGAAACUGAAUUUUGGAUGACCAGAUCCAGUAAAUGUUUAAACCCUAUUCAGUGCACCUCAUUGCAAAUAACUGUAUAUGUGUAGGACACACACACACACGUCCCUUGUACCUUUUUUAAAGGGUGAAGAGUAUGUUAUUGAACCAGUGGGAAGGAGUUUGUAUCUGUAUUUCCAAUACAGUUGCUGUUUUUGAUUCAGUUCAUGAAGGGCUCGGUUUAACUGGUUUUGGUAGAUAGGGGAGCGCAGGUGUCACAAUGAGGUUCACAAUGGCUCGAGGAGUGGAGCGUUGUGAAUGAGGAAAGACGCUGUAUGUGAGAAAGCAGAAGCAUGUGGAGAAGGUUACUAGGAGUAAACAGAGUGGUACUGAAGCAGGUAUUUCUAAGUAAAAACACAGACUUAAUGGAGACAAAUUAUUUUUAUUUUUAUAGUUCUUUGGCAAACAUUUUAGUAGUUUUUUCAUUUUUUAAAGCAACAGAAAGGGUUUUUAGUUUAUUUAUAUACAAGAAAGAAAAAAUCUACGUGUUGGUGUUGAUUUGUUCUUGAGGUAUGCGAGUCAUCCUUGUUGAAGCCGAGUUGGGAAACCACUGCAGUUAGCAUUUUUAAUGUUAGUAGCCGCUGGCACGAUUCAGGUGUGUAACAGUCAUGUCAGAGGAAUGUGUGGAAGUUUAUACAGCAGCACGCUUUUCUGUUGGGUUUAUAUAUUAGAAAUCAAGCACACUCGAUGGAAAGGGUCAUUAGAAUAAAGGCAGAACGCUAAUACGCAUUGCAAUUUGGUGUUAACAUUAGUAAAUAUAAGUAUUACAUUUAUUUUUGCAUACAGUAUUACAGCACAGUAAUAUACUUGGCAAUACCUAUUGAAAAAAACAUACAAAAAAAUGAACAGUUGCAAUUUAUCCUGUUGAGCGUUUUGUGGAGCUAAAUUUAAUAGCUUUAUUUAAGGUUGCUUAAACAUAGGUGAAUGUUUAGGUUAUGUUUUAUUGAUAUCGAUGUCUUUUUUAUGUAACUUUUUGUUUAAUUUGUAUUGUACCACGCUGCUUUUGAAUGAUUUUCUUUCUUGUUCUCUCGUGUUAUUACCAGCAUGUGAAUUCAACUUCAAUCUUUAGCUUGGUUGGAUAAAAAAAAAAGAAAAAAACCAAUAAUUUAAAAUUAAAAAGUGCAGUUUUAUUGCAUUUUUUUUAAAAUCGCGAUAUUUUUUUACAUUUUAUUUAGAACAAAAAGGUUUUGUUUUUCAUUAUUAUUAUUAUUAUUAUUAUUGUUCUAUUGUUAUACAGACAGGGAUGUUCACAAAAGAGUAUGCGAUGCAUGCAAAACCACACCAUUUUAACUUGACAAGCCAAAGGUUUUAAACAAAACUAUAUAAGGUAGUGUCACAGGGGACUGCAGUUGACUCAAAGCCAGGGUUACUGCAUGGUAACACAUGAAAGAGAUCAGUCAUUUGCUGGAUCCAUAUUAGCAAUCGCAUGUUCACGUUUAUAGGUCUAACGGCUAUCCAUUUCAAGUCCUUUUAUUUAUUUAUUAUUUUUUAUAUGUAUAUCUAUCUUUGCAAAAAAGAAAAUGUUUCAAAAGGAAGUCACACUUUUGUUUAAUGGUCCCUCCUCUUUCUGUUUUUAGUUUGUGAGCAGUGUCCAAAAACGCUGAAUGCAGAAGUGAUGUUCAACACAGACAAUUAUGCAGUGCUCCCUCUUCUAAAGGAGCGCUGCUGUAUAUACCAAGUGUGUCAGACCCUUUAAAAUGCAAUAGGAUUGGGUCUUCUGUUUGUUAUUGAUCGGCGCUAAUGCGUCAAAUUUGUGACAGAGCAACAAAAGUGUGUCUUUUUUUAUAUAUAAAUACAGUAUAAUAUUGUUUAUGAAUUUAUUGAUUGUAUUUUUUUUUUUUGUUUCGAAAGGAAUUUCCCUUUUUCAAUUCACCGUCGCGGCUCUGAAAGAGCUGAAAAAAAAAAUCAAAACGUGAAAGAUACUGCAGGGUAUUGUAGACGAGUCUUACUUGUUUUUUGAUGAAAUAUGUUUUAAAACCGAUAUAAUGAGAUCCAUAGAACUGCUGAAUUAUCGACAUGUGUUAGUGCUGUUCAUGGGGGGUGCUGCAGUGCAGAAGUGAAACAUGAUCACAACCAGCCCUUCCAAAUUCAAACAGCCAUGCCCAAAGAUAACCUGUGCAAUCUCUCCUGUGAAAUUCAAGAUGAGGGGUUUCAAUAGAAAAGAACCCCCCUUUCUGCAAAUGUGACGUGCACACAACACCGUGCAAAAGCUCGUCACAGCAGUAGCGUGUUCAAUUUGAAUUCGAACCCUCUUUUCCGCGGAGGGAAAAUGCUUUUUACUUGCAGGGGUUUUUCAAAACUCCCCAAAAAAAGUGAGUUUUUCUUUUCAGUAUCAGUGUACCAGGCUUGCCCAAUGGCAGCGACUCAAGUUUGCUUAUUGACUAUCGUGAGCCUUGUUUGGGGCUGCAAGCAGUCAAGGGAGAACUUUCAAAAGUAUAGGAAAUGCAUUACGGAUUAAAUGUUUUUAAAUGGUUGGAGACCACCAAGUGUUACUACCAGACUAGCAGGGACAUACAACACAGCUAAAUCCCAUCGCCAUCGUAGCCACCAACUUUAAUGAAACCAAAGCUGAUCUCCUGUCAGCGUCUCAAUCCUCCGAAGACAGACCUGGAUAUGGCAUUCUGGUGUGGCGGCUGCUGCUGCUGCUGGUGUUUGUUGAAUGCUGUUCUGGUUGCAGGUGUCUGAGAGACUGCCGACCCCCAGUAUUGUGCACAAAAACGUCCGCUUGCAUAAUAGCAUGAGGUGAUCUGUUCCCCCUCCUCUCUCCUGGCUCCACUUGGCUGUAUAAUCUCACAAGGACACACAUACAGGGAGAGAGAGCAGGGGCAGUGGCUACUGUUCUUUUAAAUCACAGUGGCAGAAAAACAACUAAAACGCAUUAAAAUGGGGGUAGUUUGUUCUAUUGAAACCAAAUAGAUGUAUUUUAGAUUUCACAGGUGUUUGUGUUGGCGUUCACCAUGCUUGUAAACUUAGGCACGCUGCACAUAAUAUGUAAUCAGUCAGGGGGUUUCAGUAAAUGUCAAAUCCCCUGUUUUUAAAUUCAAGCUAGUUUUAUAAUGACAGCACAUUGCACUGCAGCACCCUGUCCUCAGUAGAAUCUUGAUGUAUGUAAGGUGGGAGGGGACAUGGGAGAGGGAGGGGCUUGUUUGGUUAAGGGGUGGGGCUUACAUGGUGACAUGUCAUUGUCUCUUGCAUGAGUAAUGUUUAAUUUAAAAAAAGAAGAAAAAUUACAAAAAAAAACAACAAAAUGCUAUUAUAGAUUUAUAUUUAUUUUAUUGUGUUUUUGUUUGUAUGUGAAAUUGUACGGUUAAGAGUGAUUUAUUUUUUUUCUCUUUUUUGUUUCGUUUCAUAUUUAUAUAUAUAAAAAUGCCAUUUUAUUGUGAAUACCUCAAUUUCUUUUUGGAAAAUGCUCAUUUAUUUAUAUUUCUGUUUUUCUUGUGGGUUUUCUUUCAUUCAUCACCUGAAAAUCAAUCUGCUAUGUUGAAACGUGUAGCAUCCCAUAUACUUUACCAAUAUGUUUUUUUCUUCUUCCAUAUUUUAAUUUGAUUCUUAUUAGCCAGUGUUGAUAACAGUAGGUUGUUUCUUGUUAAAUGUUUCACUUUAGAGCUGGCAGAUAAACCUUUAUAACUAGGCUUGCUCAGUUUCAACAUUCAAUUUUCAGGGUCUCACAAAAUACCAUAAUAAAUCUCUCACCUUUUCUGUA